This is a messenger RNA of Chanos chanos (milkfish), 2315 nucleotides long. It is a transcript of the gene crfb1, whose product is annotated as cytokine receptor family member b1. The record is from RefSeq and is a predicted model, not a curated record. NCBI's taxonomy places the organism in Eukaryota, Metazoa, Chordata, Actinopteri, Gonorynchiformes, Chanidae. Gene Ontology annotation, cellular component: plasma membrane. Gene Ontology annotation, biological process: cytokine-mediated signaling pathway. Gene Ontology annotation, molecular function: cytokine receptor activity; protein binding. The transcript has 8 exons. The coding region runs from base 48 to 1919 and encodes 623 amino acids.
CAAAACUGGCAGAUUGCAAGAGGGAAGCUUCAAAAUGAAGGGUGAAGAUGAGACGGUGGUUCAUACGACCAGAGAAUUCUCUGACAGUUAGAAUGAUGAUACUGUUGUUCCUGGUCAUUUUUGUGGCAUUUCCCUGCUGUAAUGCACUGGAUUCCCUGCCAGCCCUAGUGAAUGUGUCUAUGGAGUCUCAGAACUUCAACCACAUUCUAAAAUGGAGUCCUGGGGUAGGAACUCCAAAAGGGACAGUCUAUAAGAUCUUUAUCAGAGGGGGAAGGGAUUGCAGGAAAGACCCUUUAUCUACAAUGAACACAAAGAUAGACAUGUCUGACUGCCUAAAUGAUCCUUACUGUGAUUACACUCUGAAAGUCAAAGCAACUUAUGGAAACAGGAGUUCACCUGUCGUCACCAAAUAUUUUCAACCUUUUACAGAGACUGUUAUUGGCCCCCCCAUGGUGAAUUUGACUGGCCUGGGAGAUGGUCUGAUGGUGGAUAUUUUCUUGCCAGCAAGAAUGAACAGAUCUCAUCAGUUUUAUAAAUCAUUGACAUUUAAUGUAGAAUACAGGAGGGCAGAGGAAGAAAAGGGGUUUAAUAUGAAAUCAGAUACCACUUUUAAUCUCACGAAUCUUCAGCCUGGACAGAAUUAUUGUGUGCGGGUGUUUCCAGAGAGCAGCUCAAACAAGAACAUGAUCCCAUCCAAGUGGCAAUGCAGUCUCACCAGUGUCAUUCAGCCAAGAAAAUUGGCGUUUUUGGUCGGCUGGGUAUUUGGAAUUGUUCUCACAGGUUUAUGUUUUAUUGCCCUUUUUGGAGGUCUAGUCUAUACUGGGAUCCUCUGCAAACCGAAACAGGUUCUGCCCACAGCUCUGAGAUGUAUUGUUCACAGCUACUACCUCUGUCCAGAGCCCAUCCAGGUUAAACCUGUGUUUGAAGUUGACGUUAAGCAAAGCGCGAACCCAAGCAAACCGGCCCCUGGAAAGAGCUUGUGCCAGCGUGCAGGAGGGAAAGACAAAGACUGCAGACAGGUUGGCGACGACGAUGACGAUGAUGAUGAUGAUGACGAAGAAGAAGUGGAGAACUGCGGUUACAUGGACACAGAAGCUAGAUCCUCUUCUACAGGGACUGGCAGCAGCAGCAGCAGAGAGUACCGCUCCACAAACUUUCCUGAAGAAGCUGCAGAGAAUUCUGGGAGUUGUAUUUCAGCGGAUGCAUCUGAUUCAUCGGUCAAAGUCUCCUGUAAUACACCGGAGUGGCGAGAUCACCUCCAGGACUUGUGUCUGUCCGAGGUUAAAGUCAAUAAAGAGGAACCUGUACCCAUCCCUGAUAGAGACAAACUGAAUGAUCACCAGCCUGCAGAGUUGGAUGAGGAACAGUUCAAGGAGACAGAGGAGGAAAAAUUCUCCACAAAUGUGAACCUGUUCUCUGUGACUCUGGGGGCGCUGAAGAGAGACAGAGAAGCAGGGACGGAAGAGGACGAGGACGUGAAAGAAGAGUGUCAGCCUCUGAUCCUCCCUCUAGAGGACACUCAGUGUAAUUACAGUCAGAACAGUGCACUUAAGAUUUCACAGACACCAUUGCUGACUGGCUUAUUUGUAAGGUCAGCACAAACUGAGCUGUCUGCACAUGCCCUGAAACCGCUAACACAUGGGUUAAUGAACUCAUGCACGACUCUUGAAGAGCUUCAGACUGACAGCCUUGUAAACAGGCUUUCAGGGUCAAACAGACAUGCAGAUGGUGACCAGGACAGGCAGAUGGACAUUUUGGAGACUGCAGUGGAUCUUUCGGAAGGAGAAGAGGAGUAUAAAGGCACAGAAUCUGCCUACCUGGUCACACACACUGGUAUUACGAACCCACGGAAUGGCUGUUCAACGGAAGAUGAAGAUGAAGAUGAGGAAGAAUGUUUCUCAGGCUACAUGACACGAUAACUUAGUGUGUGUGUGGGUGUAUGUGUGUGUGUGAGAGAGAGAGUGUGUGAUUAUCUAGGGGAUAUUCUUUGUACCUUGGACCUGAGUACUUGACACUAAACAAAGAACAUGAAGUAGUUAAGGGAAAUGACAGGCUUUCUAAAAAGCAUAUAACAAAUCUUGACCUUUCACCUGCUCUUAUAGAGACCACUUAUACAAUAACACUUGUGCUUAAAUCAGCCAUAUUUAAAUGUCUGACUUCUGGAAUGUCAUGUGCAUGUUAGUGGGGCUGUGUCAAUAUGGUGUAGCGCUGUUUAUUGCUUUGGUGACUUUGAUAUUGUUUGCUGUUGCACAUAUCUCAGUAUAUGUGUAAAUAAUGUAAAUGUUUAAUUUUUGGUGUGUGUGUGUGUGUGUGUG